AGAGGUCAGGGAUGAAAGGUCAAGGGAAAUCGGAUUCCUGGAAAUCUAUCACGUACACCGCACUCGCAUUACGCCGACAAUUAUUCGAAAUACGUUUAAAGUUGAUCGAGGAUUUGAAUUUGAAAAAAGUCGUGAAAAAUUUCCGGUAUCCCGGGAUCGGCGAAAUUGGAAAAUUGGCGCGGAUACAGCGCAGCGGCGGUCCGCGGCUCAUGUGUAUUCCAUCUACUGUAAUGAUCCAGACGCCAAUUAACUGGGGAUUAUUUUAUUGAUUAUCCGUGGGGAUGAUAGCGUAUUUCGUUAAUUGUUUCGAAUUAGUCAGCCCCGCUGUAUAUUUAUGUUGUACCACGUGUAUAUUUUAACGACGAGUUGGAACUGUGUAUAAGUAGUAUAGAUUACGAACGCGUUGUAUGCAUGUGGCGAAGUGGAGUUGGCUGCUUAUGUUUUCCUUUGAACUUGCCUAAUCUCUACUACGUGCGAUACUAUCCGACGACUAAUGACCCCCUCGACCUUAAAAUUUUACUCCGUAAAAUGGCGCUCUGCACCUUAUUCCACUUUUCGUGCUGGUGCUCUAAUGUACGUUCGUUUUCCUUCGAGUAUAUAUCUAGAUUCCCUGAUAUUCGUAUAAUUGCAUAUAAUUGUCUUUGAAGUUUAGCAAAUAAAAUAUACGAGUACAAAAUACAUACAAAACAGAGACAAACAGUUUAAAGUGAAUUUGUUCGGUAGAAAUGACAUUUCCAAUUAACACUCUUAUAUUCUGCGCAUUUAUUGAUAUUUUUCACGCACACGUAUACCUCUGUGUGUACGAGGUACAACUAUUCGGGAUCAAAUUAUUCAUCCUCUUUUCAACGUUGAAAUUACAAAAAAAAAAAAAAAAAAAUAGAUCGGGAUUAAAAUCGGAGUUAAUAUUAUAAUCGUACGUAGAAUACUCUACGGGUGAUAUGAGAUUUUAAUUCGUUUCAAUCUCGUAUUUCUUAUUUUUCGUAUCCACGCGGUUAAUCCAGCGGAUUGUAGAGAAGAAAAUAAAAAAGGAACAAAUAUUAUAUCAUCGGAUUAUACCGAGAAUUACAUCUUGCGCGAUACGUUGUACACGCGUAUGUGCAGUAUGUGGAUAUUCAGGAACUCGUUACAGAGAAAUAAUUGCCUCAAGAAUUGAUUGGUAAUCAAGUAUACCAGUUGGAACGGUGGACUGCAUGCGGUCCGUUUAAGGUCAAGAUGAAUUAUUUCUAUGUUUUAUUUAUGCAUUCGAUCGUGACGUGUUCGGAUUACAAAACAACUCGCGAUGGAGAUUCCGUAUUACGUAGCUGUGUUGUACGAUUAUGCAGUUUUCGCAUAGACGCAGCAUCGCGAAUCGCGACGCGCGAUGCGCGUUAUUCCAUCGGAAUUCCGGAAAUUCCGAGCUCGUGGAUUCCAAAGAGUUCCGAUCGAACCACGCUCGUGUAAACCCGGCGUCGAAAUUAUACAAAUAUUAUGUUGCCAAAUUCUGACUGUUGAUACAAACACCGUUCGAUUUCGAUCAUCGAAGUGUAACGAGGUGAUAACCCACAAUUUCUUAUUCGUGUGCUUCGGGUCAACCGAACUGACGUGAACUGAUUAUCGGGGGAUGCUCCUGUUUUUUUUUUUUUUUGGGGUCUUUUUUUCGAUUGGAAAAGCGAAAAAUGAAGAACGAGGAUAUGAAAAAAAAUAUAGGAAACGCAAAAUUCAAAGGGAACGCGUUGAUCUUUGAUUAUUUCGAGGGAGAUGAGGGCCGGGGUGAGAAAUGGUUGAUUUGUCGAAGCACCCGGUAGGUACCGUGUCGGCGUCGGCAAAAGUUGCUGUCGUUAUUCGGGGCAAUUUAAUAUCGAGGCUGAUGUCGAUCGAGCGAACGAGCAGAAAGCAAUUACCAGUCUGCAGGCAAACAUUGUCAAAAUACACCUGCCGCUAAAUAUCAACGCUGUCUAUAUACCUAUACGUAAACUUGUAUCCGUACGUAAAUCGAGUGUUGAACCGAUGCGAGUGCGACAAUUUCAACACCUAGAGACACACGCGCUUUAUUUUUUUUCGCCCCUAUUUGACCCGAAAGGGGCGAAUAAAGCGCAGGAAGAAAAAAAAAAAAAAUGUCACCCGAGUUACGACAUGAGGCCGAAGCACUCGGAACAGGCGCCUCAUUGGAAGGACACCGAGUACCUGAACGAAAGAGCGAUGUUCAGAACGGUGACCGAACCCGCGACGUUGAACAUCGACCACGUCGAGGAGAGGGACGAAGGUGAUUACAGGUGCAGAGUCGACUUUACAAAAAGUCCGACGAGGAACUCGAGGAUCCAAUUGACCGUCAUAGUUCCACCUCACAAGCCAAAUAUUCUUGACGAAAAUGGGAGAACGGUACCUACUGUCGCAGGACCAUACGUCGAAGGGGGAGUCAUGAGACUGACUUGCCUCGUCUCGGGAGGUCGUCCCCAGCCGGUGGUUCGGUGGUGGAGGGGAGAAAAUCUUCUGGACUCCAAGGACGAACCGGGAGAAUUUCCGGCCCUCAGACGGAACACUUUGGUCGUUACGAGCCUGUCCAGGGCGGAUUUACACGCUGAAUUCACCUGCCAGGCUUUGAACAACAACAUAAGCCAACCGGUUUCGGCAUCGGUUCGCAUAGAAAUGCACCUGACACCCAUGAGCGUCCAGAUGCUCGUCAGCGAUCUCGCACCCCUCAGUGCCGAGAGAAAGUACACCAUAAAAUGUAUGACCUUCGGAUCCAGGCCACCGGCCAAAAUCACCUGGUUCCUAGACGGGAAGAGUUUGGAAAAUUAUUCGGAAAAGAUUUCGCAGGACACGAACAUGACGGAAUCCUCGCUGUCAUUCAAAGCGACUCUUCAGGAUCAUAAAAAAGUAUUGACAUGUCGCGCAGACAAUCCUCUUGUCGACGGAGGCGUCGAAGAGGAUACUUGGAAGCUCAACAUUCACUUCGUUCCCGUUCUCCGGUUGGAUCUUGGCUCCAACAUGAACCCCGAGGACAUCGAGGAGGGUGACGAUGUUUACUUCGAAUGCAAGGUUCACGCUAAUCCAGAAGCUUACAAGGUCGUUUGGAAACACAACGGAAAUGUUAUACAAAACAAUGCGAAGAACGGUUUCAUCGUACAACGUUACGACCUCGCCCUGAGAACCGUUAACCGAUCUCAGGCUGGAAAUUACACGUGUGUCGCCAGUAACGUCGAGGGGGAUGGAACGAGCAACAGCGUAGAGUUAAAAAUAAUGUAUAAACCGAUCUGUCUUCCGGACCAAAAACGCGUUUACGGCGUCGCGAGGCACGAAGAAGCUCGCGUUGUUUGUCGCGUCGAGGCUUACCCAGCCCCCGAUAGUUUCCGGUGGGCGUUCAACAACACCGAAGAAAUGGUAGACGUUCCUCAAGCACGUUAUAAAAAUUCCACCAGAAGAACACAGAGCACAUUGACCUACAGACCCGUUACGGAAAUGGAUUACGGAAUGGUUCUUUGUUGGGCGAGCAAUACCGCUGGACAACAAAGGAACGCUUGUAUGUUCCACAUCAUACCGGCAGGCAAGCCCGAGUCCCCUUACAAUUGCACGUUGACAAACCAAACUACGGAUUCCCUUUCGGUCGAGUGCGCUGUGGGGUUUGACGGUGGUCAGCCGCAGCACUUCCUACUGGAGGUUUUCGACCAACACACAGGGAUGCUUCAGGCCAACAUCACCUCAAAGGACGCUGCUUUUACCGUCCAGGAUUUGAAACCUGGAAAAGUCCUCAAGAUGAUUCUGUACGCAGCGAAUUCAAAGGGACGCAGCGAUCCGACGUUACUCGAGGGUUUCACGCUCAAGAUCGCCGAAAAACAAACUGUGCGGGUUCUGUUCACAGGAACGCCGAUCCCGUUCGAGCUAACGCCGUUAUUAGGUGUCCUGAUCGGAGUAAUAACGGCCCUGAUUUUGGUGACUCUGAUAAUUUUGGGCGCGCUGAAAUUGAAAAGUGAUCGAAGAGCCCAGCGGCCGGGUGAUUUGCCGUUGAAGAAAGCGACCGCGCCGAGCGCCGAGGAACUCUACGACACCGAUGACAGAAAUCCGGACGUCGUCCCGACGAACAAAGAUUCAGAUUAUCAGCUCACCGGAUCAACUGCUGGGACUCCAUUGGCCGUGCAAUCGACCCCCGAUGGACAACCCUCCAAUAUUCCCGCUCAUCAGAUGAACCAUCUUCAAGGACUUCCACCGACCUACCAGCUCAAUGAGUACGACAAUUAUCCAACAUUACCGUUAUCCGGUGAAGUGACCUACGCCGAAUUAUGUUUGGCGCGUCCGACGACGCUGUCGACGUCUGGUUUGGAUACAAAAAUGGGUGUAAUUGUCGGCGGUAAGCCUUACACGAAGGAGGCGACAGUUUACGCGUGUAUAGAUCACAGCGUGAGGCCGCCUCCAGGUUCACUUGGAUUUCAGCAACAACAGGAUGUCGGGGUGAUAACAACGCCCGGAAGUGGUGUUUUAUCCGGUAAGCAUCACCCACGUGAAGUUGUUACCGUACGCACACCCCUAAUAUCGACACAAGAAAGUUGCGUAUAGGGGCGGGAAUCCGACGCGCUCAACGUUAACGAGUACUACGUAUGAAAACCGACGCUUUGAAACGAUUGUUUCUGCAUUUUUACGAACGAAAAUAAACGGAUAAAUAAAUGAAUGACUUGAACAAGAGAAUAAACAUUUAACGUCGAGAAAAUUAUGCGUCGGAAUUCGACAAAUUAUGCAUAGGGACACUCGCUAAUUCAGGGGCGCGUCGUUAGGAAAGAUUUGAGAGAAAAAUUAAUCGAGAAUUAACUUUGAAGAAUAGUGAAUUAUAUUAUAGUAAUUAUAGUAAUUAUGGGAGAGUGGGGAAAAAGACAACCGAGGAUAUCGAUGUUUUGACAAAAAUUAAAAAAAAAUUCCCUUUUUUUUUUAUCUUGUUGAAAACGCGCGAUUGCAAAUAUUUCAUAUUCUUCUACAUCCUAUCUAUAUUAUAGAGUUUGAAUUCCGAAAAUCCCGUCUUCUUAAAAAUCACAAGAAAUUCGAAUGGUCUUUCCUCAACAAUUUUAUGCGAUUGUUUUUCCGUCUCUCUCUUAUCAUUGUCUGUCUUCCUCAUAUGCUAAUAAUUUUCCCCAACCAAACUAUUGAAAGAUGUUUUUUUUUUUUCAUACCAAUGAAAUAAUUGCGUCGUUUCGUUGACUGAAAUGAAAUCAAAAAUUCAUUCGAUAUCCUCGAUUAUCGAGAUAACCAAAAAGUUGUAAAUUGAAGAAAAAAAAAUGAUUUCUAAACAAAAAUCAGUAAAAGAUCUGAAGAGAAAUAACAUUAUCUAUUAUUAAAUAAUGAAUCAUUGAAUUAAAAACAGAUCGCUUUUAUUUACAAAAUUCAAUAAUUGAUAUGAAACGAAUAUCGACUCUGUAAGAUGUAAUUUAUCAUUACACGUAUUAUAAUUAAAAAUACUUGACAAUUACGGUGUAAAUAAAUUCUCAAUUUUAAUAUAAAAAUUACAAUAGAUGUGUAUAUUAUUAUACAUAUAAGGGAGAACAAGAAAUUAUUUAUAACUCUCCGAAAUUUUUUUCGAACGGCAUGUAAUAGCAUUAUGGUCGAUACCGAUAAGUAAAUUAAAACAAUAAAAAUCAAAAACAAAAAAAAAACAAACAAACAAGGAUAAGACACAAAGAAACGAACGAAAUAACAUUUGAAUAUUUCAAAACCGUACGUAAAAAUAAUAUCAGUAACGAUAACAAUAACAAUAAUAAUAAUAAUAAUAAUAAUAAUAAUUACAUUAAUAAUAACAAAUUUAUUAAUAAUAAUUAUGCAAGUGUAAAAAUGGUAAAUGAUAGAUGUAUACAUAUUACACAAAUGACACACCCACGUAUAUAAACCAUGCAUAUAAAAUACACUGAUAAUUAUUAUAAUUUCAAUAAUAAUUGUAUCGUCAAAGGAACAAUUCGAUUGUAGGUACGUGUAAAUUUGUAAAUAAUAUAUAUUGUAUUAAAGAUAUUCUAUCAGAUAAAUUAUAAAUAUAUACAUAUAUUAUUCAUUAAAAAAUUGAAAAAAAAACGAAAAGACAAAAAAAAAAAAAAAGAAAAGAAAUGAAAAAUUAACGAACAACUAAAAGUAUAGAGAAGAAGAAAUAAAUUCGGCUUGUUUCACCCAAAGAUAGAAUUUGAAUUAAUGAAAACCAAACGGAAAAUUCCAAAUUAAAUCAAGAACAAUUAAAGAUUUAAAUUUGGAGGGGUGAAGAAGAAGGCGAUGAAUUCGACUAACGAUAAUGAUAAUAACUCACAUGAUACACUGUAAAAUAUGAUAUAACAUACACAUUAAUUAUGAUAAUAACACACGCUCGAGUGUUGUACAGCAUAAAUAUUUUUUGUAAGUAAUUUUAAGAUUCGAAUUUUGAAUUAUCUAUAAAUAACGUAUAUAAUUAUAAACAAAGAAAUUAUACAUACCUACGAUAAUAACGGUAAUAAUAACAGCAAACAAUGACGUUUGUUACUACUAUUAUUAUUAUUGUAAUUAUUAUUAAUAAUAACUGGAUAAGAAAAUCUUACCAUAAGUUGAUCAGUUUCUUAUCAUCUUCAUGUAGAAAUCUGAAACACGGGGUGCGUUUUUGGUUUUUUUUUUCUCCUUUUUUUUUUUUGUCUUCUAACUGGAUUUUCAAUUGAUUUUGUUUCUUUUUUGUUCCUCCCACCACUGGGUAUAAUUUACUUGCUUAUUUUGGGCACGUAUUUUAACCCACCCCUUUCGGUGGAAUUAAUCCGACAUUUACAGAACUUCGUGAAAUUAAGGUCCGUCUAUACAUACGGUCGGUUUUUUUUUUCCAAUUUCAUUUCGUUUCGUUUUAUUUGAACUUUUCUCUUCUCGUUUCGGUAAUUUAAAGAUGUGCUUUCGCCAAAUUUCGUUUGCAUUUUUUAAUACCCAUGACUAUAAUUAUUCGUAUUGCGGUUUACGCCUCCUGAUAUACAUACGUAAUAUGCUCUUACCCGUUGAUAAAAACGCGAUUUUUCACCGCUGUCUCGUUUAUCUCUUCUCUAUUUGUUCGAUUUUGGAGAAUUCGUUUUUUUUUUCACUCAAUCCCCUUACAGUAACUCGAAAAAUCGGCAAUUUAUGUUUCUACAGCUGCAACUGCCCUCGGAAUUCCCAUGCGAUAUUACAUGUACUAAUAUUAAAAGCAUUUUAUUCCCGAUCGCCAUAAUUCAUUGACGAUAUUAUUACCUAUCGAUAUUAUUAUAUAAUCACUAUUAUUGAUAUCAUUAUCAUUAACAUUAUCAUUAUUAUUAGUAUUAUUAUUGAUAUCAUUUUUCUCCGAGCUUCAGAUAUAAUUUUAUUUUGUAUAUUCGCGAUGAGAGAUUAUUUGUGAGGGACGUGUACAUGUACUAAUAUAAUGUGAAGUGAGAAUGAUGGCUGAUAGUUUUUUAACGCGCUCUUUUGUAUAUUAUUAUGUAUUGAGUAAAAAGAAAAAAAAAAAAAAAACUAAAAAAAAAAAAAAAGGAAAACAAAAUUAUUAUCAUUAUUAUAAUAAAUUAAUGAAAUGAAUACAUAUUGUCUCUUAUCUCAUUGGAAAUGUCAAGGAUAAUAAAUUUAGAGAGAAAAAAAAAAACCAGUCAAAAGUAAUAAUUAACAGAAAAAACCAUGAAAAAAAAAGCCGCUACGAAGAUGCUCAGAAUGUAAUGCUUCUUCCGAGCUCAAAUAUGAAAGAUUUUUAUCGAACGCAGGUGUAACUAGGUAUAAUGCAGAAGAAUAAAAAGAAA
Athalia rosae (coleseed sawfly) is the source of this 7715-nucleotide messenger RNA. Its product is annotated as synaptogenesis protein syg-2. The transcript is spliced from 13 exons. NCBI's taxonomy places the organism in Eukaryota, Metazoa, Arthropoda, Insecta, Hymenoptera, Athaliidae. The record is from RefSeq and is a predicted model, not a curated record. Bases 1987 to 4530 code for a protein of 847 amino acids. Gene Ontology annotation, molecular function: protein binding.